AUGUCUUUCGCUCUUACUACAUCCAUUCCAUGGCCAAAGAAUCUUCCGUCUGGUUGGACCUUGACGGGAAAGGUGUUAACUACCGAAUCAUCCACGGCCACAUAUCUGAUCCAGGUCAACAACGGUGGAGACACGGACUCUUUGUCUGCCACCGUAACCAUUGAGCCACAACACUCAGAGCACAAUUACGAUUCUGUUUACACAGAGACUUACAACAUAGACGAAGCUAAGCAUACAAACGUAGUCUCUCUUCACUGCGAAAUGAGCGAGAGAAUGCCUCAGGAAUGCACCAUCAGCAUCGGAGGACAUGACUCAACACAGGUCUCAUAUACAGCCGGCGCGACGGACGACAUGCUCACCGAAACUUUUGUUGAUGUUCCUAUGGUCAUCACGGGUGGUAUAGAGUAUCUCACUGGAAGUCCGUCAACCUCGGUUUCUGCCAGUGUUACUUCCGAUUCUCUAGCCGAGAAGGGCAAGCAAAGCAGCCCGACCGAUGUUGAUAUCACAAGUUACACGAGCAAGCCCACAUCUACACCAAGUCCUACGGUUUCCGUGAGCGAGUCUGAGCCUACAUCAGGCGCACCGUCAAGCCCAAGAAAUGUCUUGAAGUCUAUGGCAUUGUCUGCAGUCGCAAUACUGGCUGUUGUGCUAUGA
Fusarium poae is the source of this 654-nucleotide messenger RNA. RefSeq lists its product as uncharacterized. Bases 1 to 654 code for a protein of 217 amino acids. The transcript has a single exon. The record is from RefSeq and is a predicted model, not a curated record. NCBI's taxonomy places the organism in Eukaryota, Fungi, Ascomycota, Sordariomycetes, Hypocreales, Nectriaceae.